Aspergillus fumigatus Af293 is the source of this 1206-nucleotide messenger RNA. RefSeq names its product FAD-dependent oxidoreductase. Gene Ontology annotation, molecular function: FAD binding. The record is from RefSeq and is a predicted model, not a curated record. Lineage: Eukaryota; Fungi; Ascomycota; Eurotiomycetes; Eurotiales; Aspergillaceae.
AUGAUGUCCCCCAGAAUUGCCAUCGUCGGCGCUGGCCCCGCCGGCCUAACGCUCGGCGCCCUCCUCCACGAACACUCCAUCCCAUUUACCAUCUUCGAGCUGCGCCAGAAACCAACCGCUGAAGACCUUUCAAUGCCAUCCGGCAUGCUCGAUCUCCACGAGGGAUCCGGCCUCGCCGCCAUCCGCGCCUGCGGCCUCUACGACGAAUUCCUCAAACACACAGGCGACUGCGCCGAGACGCACAAGGUCGCUGAUAAAGACGGGCACAUCCUCUACAGCGACGAAGACGACAGCAACAUGCGACCGAGUCACCGGCCAGAAAUUGCGCGUUAUGCUCUGCUGACUAUUCUCCUCAGCAAAGUACCCCAAGACCGCAUCAAAUGGGGCCAUAAGCUUCUGGCUGCGAGGAGGACCGGCGUCAGCACAGAAACAGAGCUAGAUUUUGGCCCCCAAGGCAAGCAGACAUUCGACCUCGUCGUCGGCGCCGACGGCGCGUGGUCCGCCGUCCGCGCUCUCCUAACGGACAUCAGACCGCACUACGCCGGACUCCAAAGUAUUACGCUGACGGUCGAGAAUAUCAGCACGCGGUAUCCGCAGCUCGCGGCGCUGAUUGGGCGAGGGGGUUUUUCGUCGCUUGGGCUGCGGAAUGGGGUGAUGACGCAACGGGGACCGCGGGAUUCAGCGCGUGUGUAUGUCUUUUUCACCGCGGCGGAUGGGUUCACUGGCGAGGGGAAGCGAGCGGCUAGCGUAACGAAGGAGCAGCUACUCAGUGACGAGGCCCUCCUGGGGAGGUUUGGUGACUCUGUGAAGGAGUUGGUGGCUGUUGGUGUUGCGUGCGACAGAACCGCGGACCUGCCUGAGGGGGUCGUUGAGGUCAAACCGCUGUAUAUGUUGCCUGUUGGCGCUGCGUGGGCGCAUAAGCCGGGUGUGACUAUCGUCGGGGACGCCGCGCAUCUGAUGUGUCCGUGGGCUGGGGAGGGAGUUAAUCUCGCCAUGUGUGAUGCGCUGAUGCUUGCGAAGGUUAUUGUCAAGUUUCAGACUGCGCUGGAUCCGUUACUGCGGCAGUUCGAGGAGGAUAUGGUGACACGCGCAAAGGAGAAGGCGGAGGAGACGGUGAGUAACGGACAGAUGAUGUUUGGCGACGACGGGGCGAGGGGUUUAGCUCAGUUCUUCAGAAGCAUGGGACAGCAGCAGUACCAUUUGUGA